Molecule: messenger RNA, 1518 nt
Organism: Drosophila novamexicana
Lineage: Eukaryota; Metazoa; Arthropoda; Insecta; Diptera; Drosophilidae
Exons: 5
Coding region: 136-1101 (321 amino acids)
Biological process (GO): phospholipid metabolic process; arachidonate secretion
Source: RefSeq, a predicted model, not a curated record
GCUGCUGAUCGGCAGACAACCGGAAGACUUUUUGCGUGGAAUGCCGCUUGGCAUAGCUGAUCAGCCGGACAGUUCGACAGUUCGUAGCAAUUGAAUUUGAAUAUAAGCAAACAUUGUGAAGAUCAUUGAAUCAAAAUGCGACACAACUUUGAGCUGAGCUGGCGACUCCAGCUGUUCGCCUCGAUGCUGUUCUGCGCCCUGCUCGGCUAUCUGAGCUCCUCGGUGGCCCUGGCCAAGCCCACAUUGUCGUUCAGCCUGCCGCACGGACUGCAAGGCUUUCCCUCCUUUCAGUCCUUUACGCAGCAGAUCAUCGAGCAGCGCAGCCUGCGUCAAAUGAAAACCUACAGCGGCAAGCGCAUUAGCAACGAUUCGCUGAUCAUGAUAUACUAUCACGAUCAGACCAUUGCCGUCACGGAGCUGGGUCCACAGAAGCUGCUGCUCGGCUGUGAGCUGAUUGAAAUUUACAACGACAAGGAAGGCAAAAUGCUGCUCAAUGGCCUCGCCAAAUACAAUCGACCUCUGGAAAUCAAAUUUGAGGAAAUGCUCAAACUGAUGGAUCAAUGCGAGCACGUCGACAAGCUCAGCUAUGCGUCCAAGCUCAGAUACAAGUCCAGCAAUGAGGGCUCGGAACGUAGCAGUGGCACAAGCGAGUCUGAGGCCAGCGGUGCGGGCAACGACAGUUUGGGCGGCUCAGCUAAUCAGGAUGGUGUUUCGCUCAAGCUGGCAGCGAAUAUCUUUCCGCGCAGCCCCUUCUCGCUGCUAAGCGGCAUUAUACCAGGCACCAAAUGGUGUGGCACGGGAGAUAUUGCCGAAACGUACAGCGAUCUGGGCAGCGAGAUGGCCAUGGAUCGCUGCUGUCGCCAGCACGAUCUGUGCCCCAUCAAGAUACGCGCCUAUCAAAACAAAUACGAGCUAAUGAACGACUCGCUGUACACCAAAUCGCACUGCAUUUGCGACGACAUGCUGUUCUCGUGCCUGAAGAUGACCAACACGUCGGCCUCCCAGCUGAUGGGCUCCAUAUACUUCAACCUGGUGCAGGUGCCCUGCCUAGAUGGGCGAAGCAAUCAAUACAAGUUCCGUGCGGCUAAGGAGGGUUUCUAAGAGCGGCUUUACUGUGUGUGUCUUAUAUAUUAUAUAUAUAUAUUUUUUUUUUGUUGUUGUUGUUUAAGUUUUGUACGUUUGGGGCUUGUACAUAAAAGUUGGGCGCUACUUCAAUUAUUUAUUGAACCACUUAGCUAUACGAAGGCGUUCGCAAAUGCAGCGAAUGACGGGCAGUAACACUUCUAGAUGGACAAAUACGUAUCGAACGCCCAGUUUAUUAAAUACACACACUCAUAUAUAUAUAUAUAUGUAUAUAUAUUUUCAUAUAUAUAACUACGUGCGUGUGUAUAUAUGUAUUUGUUUGCAUGAUGUUAGGUUUACAUAGUUUAGUAGUAGUAGGCGUUAUAUUCUUAUAUAUAUUAUGCAUAAGGCAGCAAAUGCUGCGCGCUUGUUACAAAUACAUAUCAAUGUAUAUAU